This is a messenger RNA of Lethenteron reissneri (Far Eastern brook lamprey), 5445 nucleotides long. RefSeq lists its product as uncharacterized. Gene Ontology annotation, molecular function: damaged DNA binding; 5'-3' DNA exonuclease activity. Lineage: Eukaryota; Metazoa; Chordata; Hyperoartia; Petromyzontiformes; Petromyzontidae. The record is from RefSeq and is a predicted model, not a curated record. Gene Ontology annotation, biological process: double-strand break repair via nonhomologous end joining; interstrand cross-link repair.
UGAAUAAUAAUUACAAUAAUGUCUCUUGUGUUGAGACCCAAUACAGCAGCUGCGAGAUGUCCCGAAAUGCAACAGCCGAUGACAGUGGCUACGUGUCACCGGCUCAGGACGCGAGCUUCCUUUCCGUGAUCAGGUCUGGGGGCAAGCACUCUAAACUCAAGAGAUGCAGGAAAGCCAAUUCGCCAACAAAGAGCAGCCCUCUCAUCACAUCUUCUCCAGCUGCAGAAACAAGGCCACUCCUCCCUGACUGGCGGGCUGACCAAAGGCCAGAAGAGACCAUCACAGAGAUUCCAGAAUCUUCCAUAAGCGACGAGGAUGGCUCAGAUGAAGAAGACUUCAGAAAUGUGUUACUAAAACCAAACUUGACUCGGUUAAAACAACAUCAGAUAAGGGACUUACAACAACAGCUGGGAUCUUCAGAGAGUACAGGCUCCCACCUGAUACCUAAUAAAUAUGGAAAUUGCAGGACAGGUGCCUUGGGUGCAGCAGUGUCCUACAAAGACAGUCUACUGCAGCUGCACACCCAAACACAGGGGAGGAAUCGCAUGCUGCAAGACAUCACGGAAUCGGUGUAUGGAAAUCAAAGCGUGGCAAGCAGCGGCCAGACAAAACACUCGGCUCCAUCCUCUGCAAUGCAAAACACACCGUUGGGACCGCAGAUAUGCGAUGACUUCAGCGACUCCGAUGAUUUUGAGCAGUCGAUGACGCCGAGAAGAUUUGGGAGUAAAAAUCCGAACGACCGCCAGGCAAACGGAGAGGGUGGCCAGCAGCAGCUACCUGGAGCAGAACGUGAUGACGAGGGCGCGCCGCGGCCAGAGGGAUCGCGAGUCGGAGGAAUUGUAAAAUCGAACAGGCCCAAUUUGCAGAGCGACAGCAAUUCCACUCGGCGGGAAUCUGCAGAGCCAAGCCGGAGGAGCGAGGAGACGAUGCCCCCAGCUUUUCGUGAAAAUGUGGAAAAUGAUCAAUUUUGGCGAAAGGGUGAUCGCGACGUUUGCUUCGAUUUGGUGGUGGUGGAGGACGAGGAGGAGGAGGAGGAAUGCACUCAAAUAAAUUCCAAGGCGUGCGGCAAUCGGUGCACGAGAAAAUACGACACACUGACACAAAGCACCCAGACUUCACCGGACAUCAAGAGCUCCAUUGUCGGACGCCUAAAGCGACGCGGGCAGCCUGCGCGUGCCCUGCGCGGCGCGGCCACGGGCUCGACUCGGAGAACGAAGGGGGACAGUGCCGAGCGUUUACCCUUCUCUCCAAUCUUGUACGCCGCCUCGUCGGACUUUUCAUCGCAAGGCGACGGCUGCAGCCUCACGCCAAUGCCCCGCGCGUUCUGCGGAGUGGCGCAAAAGACUUUUCCCUUCAUUCUCCCGAGCGACCUGGAGCGGCUCCCGACGAGGGGAAACUUGUUUCGCGCGAUGACAAACGAGGCCACGCGGCCCCACGUGGCGACCCGCGCAGCGGCCGUAAAUUACCGCGGCAGCUCGAGAAUGAUGCGCGCUCUCGACGCGGCGAACGAACGUGGCGGCGACGAACGCCCGCGGGCCGCCGUUUCGACUGGGCAGAAGCUGGCGGCGCGACCACCGAUGGGAAGCGUUCGCGGCCCCCGUGGCAGGCGGGUCUCGCAAAACUGUUCGGACGCCGCUGAAUUUGUGUCCUCGGCGGCGACGCGGCAAACGACGAUCGCGAACGUCGACGGACGGCCGCACCCGCACACGUCGUGCCGUCGUUCCGGGGCAAAAUCGGCUUGCGGUGAGGCCGCGAACGAGCAGGGAGACGCGACCCUGCCGUCGAUGGCGCAGCGCGAGCGCGACUCGGCCGACGCGGGCGCUGCGUUGCUCCCUGGCAGCGCUCGAUCCGCGCAGCUUCCAGGCGGAGCGGCGGUGGACGAGGAUGGCGUCGCGAGUGCGCCGCACGCGACGGAAUCGCAGGUGCUCAACCAACAGCAGCUGUCCACGUCGACUUACAGCAGACCUGUUCGGCGUGACAAUGGGACAACAAGUUCGACCGAAAGCCUCGGUGGCACGGUCGCGCCGCAGAAUCGUGGGCCCUCCGUGUCAGAUCCGAGUGUCUGUAAAGGCGAUGUUCCAUCGAGUCCGACACGCGCGUCUUUGAGCGCGCACAGCAGCCGUGCAUGGACAAACGACCGCUGGGACCAUUCGUACAACAUCAGGGACAUUGAGGGUGAAACUUGCGUCAAUUCGAACCACGGCCAGAUGAACACCGCUUCCUUCUAUGGGCAAAAACAACAACUGAGGUCGCGUGAACUGUCGGGCAGACUCUCAAAGAACCUGCAGAAUCGAACAGACGACAGCGCAAAUAAAACACCACCAGCUCAGCAGCCGACAGGGGAUCAAGUUGUUUCCCGGCUCAGGGCAAUGAUAGAAAAGGCCGAAAAUAGACAAAAACAGAUAAGCGCCAUGAGCAGGACAACUCGGGUUCUAGAGUUCCCACCAGGUCAGCAGAACGGUGGGCGGCAUAAGAGAGGACCUGUGACCCCGCGGACCUGGGACGUACGCGCGAGCCCUGCCAACGCACACGAAGGCCGCGGUAACGCGCCGAAGGAGGGCGCGCUGCUGUGGACAAGUUGCGGCGAUGACGGUGCCCCACCGGCGACGGAGCGGGUGCCGGCUGAAGAAGCGGUGGAAGAGGAGUCUGAUCGCUUGGAGCGCAGCGAAGCCAGCGUCUCGCCGAAUGGAGACCGCGCACAAAUUAGCCGCCGCGCAAGCACCGGCGUCGACGGUUCGGGCUCCGAGGUCGCAAACAUGAAGGCACGGGGAGGAAUGUCGAGCAGACAAAAUGUUCUGGCGAGCGGACAAAAUGUUCUGGCGAGCGGAGGAACCACGAGGAGGGCCCGGAUUGGUGGCAAGGUGGUGCGCAGGGCUCCGAGCAGGCAGGAGGUGGAGCGCAGGCUCCUCCAGAGCGGCAUCAGCGUGAAGAGAAUGGCGAACGCCGGGAAGGAACUUUCCACGUCCACGCAGAGGAGGAAGCGGGACGCGGCCACCUCUGUCGCCGCGAACCGUGAGGGGGCAUCCGGAGCCACGCGGGUGGCAUCUGGAACGGUUGAAGGGAACGAUACGUUUACGAGCAAAAUCCCAGGCACGAGUUUCGCGGUGGACGCCUUCUCGUGCGGGGCCGUCGCGAGCUGCAGCGCCCACUUCCUGAGCCACUUCCACCCGCACGCCUACCGCGGGCUCUCGCGCUCCUUCGACCGACCCAUCUACUGCAGCAAGGUAACGGCCGACCUGGCGAGCUGCAAGCUGGGCGUGCAGGAUGCUCAUCUGCACCGACUGCCCCUGAACACCGUGUCCGUGGUGAACGGCGUGCGAGUCGUCCUGCUCGACGCCAACCAUUGUGCCGGAGCGUCUAUGUUCCUGUUCAUGGUGCCCGACGGCAGGACAAUCCUCUACACCGGACACUUCCGUGCGAGCGCUGCCAUGGAGAGGAACCUGCAACUCGCCGCUCGCCGCGUCGAUGUUUGCUACAUGGACACCACGUGCUUGCACCUGGAGAAGGAGCCGCCGGCACGAGAGGACGUCCUGCGCUUUGCGACGCGUCUGGCCUCCAGCGCGGUGGCCCGGAACCCGCGCACGAUGCUCGCCUGCGGCUACCGCGCGCCGGGCGACGAGAAGCUCUGUCUGGCGUUGGCCGAGGCCGUGGGCUGCCGAGCGGCCAUGGCGAUGGAAAACUACGACACGUUGCAGCUGCUGGGCACGGGGCGAGCGCGGGAUCUCGUCACCCUGGACUGGCACGCCACGCGCCUCCACGCGCUCUCCAUCACUAAGCUCAGCUUCAAGGGGCUGAGCGCCCACUUGCGGAGAUUCUCUGCCCAGUACGACUACCUCCUCGCCUUCAAACCCGUGGCGCAGUGGGACUUCACAGGACACUCUCGCCUCUCCGACAUCCAGCCGCACAUCUCACAGAACGUCAUCAUCUACGGCGUGCCCUUCGUGGACCACAGCAGCCGCUCGGAGCUCAAGAGGUUCGUCCAAUGGCUGAGGCCACGGAGCCUGGUCCCCGUGGCACCGGCUACGACCCGCAGGAGCGCGGCCGCCUCGGAGGGCAUCCUGCGAAAGUGGCUCUCCGACAUCGGAACGUUUCCCGUUCGCCCGACAUCGAACCCCUGAGAGGAGACGGCGGUCUGCGAGACAAGGCGCUCUCUCGCUUUGUUUUGUGCUUGUUUCUGCAUCUUUCCGGCUUUCGAUUUGAAUUGUUUUGUUUGAGAUGGUCACACUCACACGCACUGGCCGAAUUACUUUUGUGGUGCUUAACGACGACAAAAAACUUGGGUAAGAGUGGGCCCCAGUAGCGGGCAUCAGUUGUGAAUGAUGUAAUUGCACGUUCAGUUUAAUAAGGAAUCAAAAUGUCAAAUUAGGUUUUCACGCCACUUCACACUUGCCGUAGAGAAAAACGUCAAUCUCACGUCUAUUUAGUUGACAAAAAUGCUCGCUGCAAAUAAAAUGUUUAACAAAUCACCUGUUGACAUCAGCUUUCGAGACAACUAUAAUGAUGAUUUAUAAAUUAAUAAAGUGUCCAAACACAAAGCCAUCUCCAGCUUUCGGUACCAAGACACUACAUAAUAAAACAGAGUAAAGGGCAAACUAAUUAAAUUAAAUGCAAAUAAGAAAAUCAAAACAGGGGAAUGAGUAAAUUGAGCCAGUGGCAUGACAGGCCGUGGCCAGGCUGACACAACCACCGCAAUGGUAAUUGCAUUGAAUUAUGAAAUGGUAGAUUAAUGCAGCAAGGGGUCAUGGUUUGUAUGCAGGAUGGAGGCGAGUCAACUGGGAAAGAUCAUUAUUUGGGCACUAGUCGACGAGAGGAAGAGGGUCCCCUACGUCUGGACCUACACCGAGGGUGAGAGAAUGAGCGGUGAGAACAGCCAAGGGGAGAGAAUUCCAGACGGCAGUGACACAAAACGAGAAGUGGCCUCUCAAGUUUGGGGAGUUGAUUUUGUGUUUCACGAAGACGACAAGGCUACUCACAGCAUCGAUAUUUUUUUCGCGUGGGAUCGAUACGAUUAAAUAGCAGCGAGCAAUGGCAGGAUGCGGUUCUUUUGAAAAAAGGGAGUCUGAUCACGGAAUUGCAACGUAACAAUGUGCCUAAAUAAGAACGCACUUGACAUGUAUCAAUAACAUUUUGACAAAAGGAAACGUCUGGAGCUCACAAAGGACGGCUAGGGAUGUACGCAAAGGAUCACAUUCAUCGGCGGAACGCAUUGACUUUACCCAAAGAUUCAUACUCUUAGUUUUUUCUGUAAAGUCACGUAGGUAAAAAAAUGAAAUUAAUAAAAAAUAAUAAAAAUCACGUUUCGGAGGCAACACUUGAUACAGCAAAUCUGGCUGUGACGGUCCCACCUGAUGACGGAGACUUGUGUUGCCUCCGAAACGUCGUGAUUUUUAUUAUUUUAUUAAUUUCAAUUUCAUGUUUUUACCUACGUGACUUUACCGAAAAAAC